This is a messenger RNA of Arabidopsis thaliana (thale cress), 864 nucleotides long. RefSeq names its product Beta-galactosidase related protein. The record is from RefSeq and is marked reviewed. NCBI's taxonomy places the organism in Eukaryota, Viridiplantae, Streptophyta, Magnoliopsida, Brassicales, Brassicaceae. The transcript has a single exon. The coding region runs from base 1 to 864 and encodes 287 amino acids.
AUGUUGGCGGCGGUGUACGGCAGCGCUCCUCUUCCUAGAGGUUUCCUAGGGUUUCUCCUUUUGGGUGGGCCUCUUUUGGGCCUAUUUGUUUAUCUUCAGCCCAUCCUUGGAUUUGGUAGCCCAUUUUCUCCACUAGUUUGGCCCAGGUCUGUUACUCUUAAAUCUCUAAUUAGCCCAUUAGAAUUGAUAUCCCGACUUAGCGCCUUAAUUGGUUAUGGACUCCGCUUAAGCCAUUUGUCGAUUUCAAUGGUUUUGGUGUGUAAUUUUAUCUCUAGAACCCUGGCCAAUUGUAAUUCCUCAAGUGCUUCAUCUUCUCAUCAAAGCUUUAGGCUAAUGGACUUGGUGUAUCUAGGUUUUAGAUAUGCUAUUAGAUUAGAGAAUAACGGCAUUAUGAUCUCCUCCCUACGGAGAGGCGGUUACCGAAACUUCUUUAAUCCUCUCUCCCCAAAUCCCUUAAAUAUUGAAUCCGAGCCAUACUUGUCUAACAUUUUUAAGAUUGAUAUUCAUGAAAGCAAGGAUUUGAGAAGCUAUGGCAUUAUGAGACCGGCUCUAUGGAGCAGUGCUUACCAAAUGCUUCUCAACUCUAUACCUCUAAACCCACCGGGUGACAGAACCCACUCAACCCCUCUCCUUGUCGACGACCAUUUCCUGCUUAAUCUACCUGGGACAGCGAGAAUCUCGACUUUGAGAAUCUUUUCAAUGUCACCUCAUCUAUUAUGGACCGUGACCAUCACUUCGUCCACCGCUCUGUUUGUGGAUGACGUUUUGACAACCCGUGCUCUCACUGGUACCAGUCGGCUCCGUAGCAUUGGCCCUCAAGUUUCAUGGAUCCUUUGUCGGUUUAUCUUUGCUAUCUUUGUGUAG